Molecule: messenger RNA, 1066 nt
Organism: Daphnia pulex (common water flea)
Lineage: Eukaryota; Metazoa; Arthropoda; Branchiopoda; Diplostraca; Daphniidae
Product: lysine-rich arabinogalactan protein 19-like
Exons: 2
Coding region: 82-810 (242 amino acids)
Source: RefSeq, a predicted model, not a curated record
AUAGGCUGCAAGCGCACAUCUUCAGUAUCGAGCUAAUAUUCGUAAUAUCAACACGUAAUAAAUAUACCUACGUCUAUCAUCAUGAAGUUUUUGAUCAUUCUGGCUAUGUUUGUUGCCGCUGCCUUUACUGCUCCGGUGUAUCCAGCCAUCCCCGGAGAGCCCUGUCUCAUCCAUCCGGCUCCAGUUACUUAUGACGCAUAUCCCGAAGCUUGGAAUCAAGCAGUUGUACCUCAAAUCGGCUACAACUUGCUUGCUGCUCCCAGUCAUCAGGCCUCCGCCUUCGCCUCAGCCCAAUACGUUGCUGCUCCUGCCUAUCCGUCGUACAUCCAGGCUGCUCCCCAAGUUCAGCAGUAUGUUCACGCCUUCCCCAUUGCCAGUCCGUACGUUCAGGCUGUUUCAUACGAUUUGGUUCCCAAUGUUGAAGUAGUUACCAUUGCCGUUUCUGAACCUGAACCUGUCACAACACCCGCUCCUACCCCUGCCCCAACACCCGCUCCUACUCCAGCCCCGACACCUGCUCCUACCCCUGCCCCAACACCCGCUCCUACCCCUGCCCCAACACCCGCUCCGGUUCCCGUUGUUUUUAUCCCUGCUCCCAUCCAAGUUCUUGCUCCCGCUCCCGCCCCAGUGCCCUGCCCCGAACCUGCUCCUGCAGUCCCCGCUCCGGCUCCCAUUCCCGUUCCGGUUCCAGCCCCGACUCCAGUUGCUGCACCUGCCCCCGUUGCCCCAGCAGUAGUCGUCUUGCGUCCUUAUGACUCUCGGGAAUCUAUUGAAACUCCCGAUUCUCGUGAAUCUAGCGAAGAUAAAUAAUAAUUAUUAGUUUCUUUUUAACAUUAUUGGCGCUACUAUCUUGAAAUGUCAUAACCGGCAAAAUUUCCUUCCAGUUGUCUUAAAAGUCGUAACAUUUUUUGGGUUUUUUUUUUCAAAUGUUAGAAAAUGGUUGUCUCAUACUGGCUCAAAUGGUUCUUUUUCCCUCCAAUUUCAAUGGUUUGAUAUGUAUUAUGUAAACUGUAUUAUAGGGAAAAGGUACUUUCUCAUGAUUCCUUAAUAAAAUUAAUGAAGUGUG